Molecule: messenger RNA, 3256 nt
Organism: Anopheles arabiensis
Lineage: Eukaryota; Metazoa; Arthropoda; Insecta; Diptera; Culicidae
Product: forkhead box protein biniou
Exons: 3
Coding region: 441-2996 (851 amino acids)
Biological process (GO): regulation of transcription by RNA polymerase II; animal organ morphogenesis
Cellular component (GO): nucleus
Molecular function (GO): DNA-binding transcription factor activity, RNA polymerase II-specific; RNA polymerase II cis-regulatory region sequence-specific DNA binding
Source: RefSeq, a predicted model, not a curated record
UUCUCAAAUUAGUCGAUCAUUACGCUUCGUCAAGUGCGGAGCCCGGGUCUGGUACGGUCGUGCGCGUUCGUCUGCUCUUACUGGAUACUGGUUUGUUCGGUCCGGCGCCCCUGCUUCAAGUGUGCUCAGUAGCGAUCAAGUGUUUGGUGCGGUUCGAUCGCUCAUUGCCCGAACAGCGAACAGUGUGCUUUGUGUGAGUGUGUGUGUGUGUGUGUGUGCUAGCAACAGUAAGAGAAGUUGUGGUGAAAAUUAUUGGUUUUAAAGCUUGCGCAUACUAUGAGAUGCGAGCUGGGCUCUUGGAGGAGUCAGAGAUGGUGUAUGAAAAGUGUGUAAAAAAGGUGAAGAAAAUUGUGUAAUUAGUGUAAAAUAUAAAAUCAGUGUAAGUGAACUGCCAUUGUAUCUUGAAGUGACAAGUAAUUGUUGGUAAAACGGCUACAAGCAUGAUCAAAACGGAAGAGCACAUGGAAACCGCUUCUUCUAUGGUGGAUGCCAGUGAGGAUCAGGGCAUCAUUGUCGGCAGUGGUGGAGGUGGUGGCGAUAGUAACCCUUCCAGUGGCUACCAUUAUCGACCGCUUUCAUCCAACAUCGUGAUGGCUUCUGCGCACAUUAUAGAAAAUCCUGCUCUACAACAGCAGCAGCAGCAGCAACAGCAGCACCAGCAGGAUGAUGGAAGGAACUGUGGCCCAAUGAUGGCGCACCCUUACCAUCAUCAUCCUUCCUUUCAUCCUCAGUCCGUUUCGCACCAUCACGGACAGGCUCACGGACACUUUCAGCCUCACCAUCAUCAUCAUCACCAUCAUCACCUGCAGCAUCAUCAUCACCAGCAGCAGCAACAGCACGGCAUUGAUGUGAAGGAUGAGAUGGAUGAUCGUAACGUUUCGCCGCCGGGCAUUGGCGCUGGGAUUGCCACGUAUCCCACCAACAUUGAGCUAAAGCUGGAAGGUGACAGUGGCAAGAUCUCGUCCAUGUAUCACCACCAUCACCCGCACCAUGCGUUCGAGAAGCUGCCACCGUACUACAUCAACCACCGGUCGCCGUACCUGAUCUCGCAGAUAAACGAUCCCGAAGUGUCGCCGGCCGAUGCGUCCCCGAUGGGGGUGGAAUGUUUGCGCGGACAGCCGGGUGCUGCUUACCUGCUGGAAAGCUCCAUAAACACGCUCAAGCUGUCCGGUGAGUCGAUGGGCUCCCCGUCGGUAAUGAUGAGCUAUGGUGGGGAGUUGGCAAUUGGUGCACUGGUCGGGCAGCAGCGAUCACGCAGCAACGGGAGCAGUAGUGCUAGCGCGGGCAAUGUGUCGCCGAGCUCGUCCACGAUCGUCACUAACCCAUUCGCUGUGCAGCAACAGCAACAGCAACAAGACCAACAGCAUCAGCACGCCCCACACUACCAACUCCAUCCGCAUCAGCUACAGGACGCAACGGGACUGAGCGAUUCCAUCGGGUUGGGUGUCGGUCAGCAGCCGCAGCAGCAGCAGCAGCAGCAGCACUCAAUGCAAGCGACAAGUACAAGCGGUGGACAUCUGAUCGAAGCAUCGAUGCAUCUUUCCAAAUCAACGUCCGCUUCCCCCGUCUCACAGCUUGGCUCACCGUGCUCGACUUCACCGACACCGCCCGUGUCUGGGGCGAGCUCCACUACUGGUGCUGUGGCGGCGGCUCGGAAGACGACACCGACCGCUAAUAGUGGCGGAGGAGAGCAGCAGCUCAGCAGCACGACGGGAAGUGGCGCUGGCAGUGGCGAAGGACCGAAGAAACCGAACGGUGGCCGACGGCAGGAAAAGCCCCAGCUCAGCUACAUCAACAUGAUCGUGAUGGCGAUCAAGGACUCGCCGCAUCGGCGCCGUACGCUGAGUGAAAUCUACAAGUAUCUGCAAUCGAAGUAUGAAUUCUUCAACGGAGAGUACAACGGCUGGAAGAACUCGGUCCGGCACAAUCUCAGCCUGAACGAGUGCUUUAAGAAGCUACCGAAAGAGUGCGGCAAGCCGGGCAAGGGUCACUACUGGACGAUCGAUGCAUCGGCGGAGUACAUGUUCGAGGAUGAGGGCAGUCUGAGGCGUCGGCCUCGGGGCUUCCGGCGAAAGCAGCAGAUGAAAGGAUACGGUGGUGGUAGCGCGUUUUAUCCGGCUGGUAACACUGGAUACGAGAUAACGGAGCUGUCUGGAGGGUAUCUAUCGCAACCGUACGGUGGAUAUGCGGACUACGCCAGCCUUCCAGCACCGUCGGCUGUGUUGGGACAGGGUGGACCGACGGCUGCUGGUGGUGGUGGUCCGGGACAUCAAUCCGGUGGAUAUUCGGAUGGACAUCCUUCGUCUACCGGUGCUUCUAGCUGGCCCUAUGCUGGGGUGGACACGAUGAGCCCGUACUCGAAGAUCACGCACACGUCCCUGCACGAACCGCUACAGGCACCGGGAUCGCCCGGGCAGCAAACAGCGGGCGGAGGAGUGCUGGACUAUGGCAACUAUACGUUCGGCAAUGCGGCAGCGUCACCGUACGGGAUUGAUACUAGCUUAAAAAUACCUUCCAUCUCGCAAAUGGUACCACCACCUGUCUCCAUCUCGACCUCUUCAACAUCCGCCGGAUCGUCAACACCGGGCGCCGUGUCCAGUCACAUCGCCACCCCCACCACUACCACCACCGGAGGCUCUCCGACGCUUGGUUCGAUGGGGCUCGGAUCAAGCUCGGCCGGUGGAAGCGCCGAUACGCAACCGAGCGUAGUGAUCGUCGGAAGUGGCGGUGGUGUGACGGGCGAAGGUGAAGGUACCACGUUGGACUGUAAAUCGGACGUGUAUGGACACUCGAUGCUGUCCAACGGUGGAACGUCAUCUCCCGGCACAGGACAGCUGCAUCAACACACACUGAACGGUGGCGGUCAUCAUCACCAUCAUCAUCAUGCAGCUCACCUGCAGGCGCAUCAUCAUUCCGGGCAUCAUGCGCAUCAUAGUUCACACCAUCUGCAUCACCAUCAUCAUAGCAACCAUCUGAAUCUGGCCGCACCGUACUGAAACACCGUGGUGACGAUCGCCAUCGCAGUGGACCCAGGUGGGACCGGCAGCCAUCUUGAAAGGUGAAACGAAUGGACGUGAGAAGGUAAUAAACGAGCGAAGAGGAAAGUGUUGAGAGUGCUGUGGCGAGAAAGAGAGCGAGACAAAUAUGGAAGACAUACUGAGAGGAUGGGGAGAAAGACGUGAUGUAACAAAGAAAAUAUGGCUACGUGCUGUGUGGUUUGAGAGUGUUGAAAUAUUUCAAGAAAUACAAUUAAGCU